Messenger RNA from Penicilliopsis zonata CBS 506.65, 561 nucleotides. RefSeq lists its product as hypothetical. Gene Ontology annotation, molecular function: nucleoside triphosphate diphosphatase activity. Gene Ontology annotation, cellular component: cytoplasm. The record is from RefSeq and is a predicted model, not a curated record. Gene Ontology annotation, biological process: nucleoside triphosphate catabolic process. Bases 1 to 561 code for a protein of 186 amino acids. The transcript has 6 exons. NCBI's taxonomy places the organism in Eukaryota, Fungi, Ascomycota, Eurotiomycetes, Eurotiales, Aspergillaceae.
AUGUUUUCCCAUAAGAGUAUCAAUUUCAUCACUGGGAACAAGAACAAGCUAGCUGAAGUGAGGGCGAUUAUUGGCAGUGUCAUUGAAGUGGAAAACCAAGCUAUAGAUCUACCAGAGAUCCAAGGCACCAUAGAGGAGAUUGCCAAGGAGAAAUGCCGGAGGGCAGCAGAAAUUAUAGGUGGACCCGUUUUGACAGAGGAUACAGCGCUCGAGUUUCAUGCACUCAAAGGAUUACCUGGCCCAUAUAUAAAACAUUUUCUUGAGGCCCUUGGCCACGAAGGGUUGAACAAGAUCCUUGAUUCCUUUGAUGACAGAGGCGCAGAAGCUGUGUGUACAUUUGCAUUCAGCAAUGGCCCGGGCUCCGAGCCUAUGCUUUUUCAGGGGAGAACUCAGGGUAAGAUUGUGAUGGCAAGAGGCCCAGGAAAUUUUGGAUGGGAUCCAAUCUUCGAAUAUGAGGGGAGAACCUAUGCUGAAAUGGAUAAAGCAGAGAAGAACCAAAUCUCUCAUAGAUCUAAGGCUUUGGCAAGUUUCCAGAGCUGGCUAUCUGAAAACAAACCAUGA